Molecule: messenger RNA, 9037 nt
Organism: Mirounga angustirostris (Northern elephant seal)
Lineage: Eukaryota; Metazoa; Chordata; Mammalia; Carnivora; Phocidae
Gene: ST7
Product: suppression of tumorigenicity 7
Exons: 16
Coding region: 486-2114 (542 amino acids)
Source: RefSeq, a predicted model, not a curated record
GCCUGCUCCCCUGAAGCCCCUGGAGCCUCUGGCUCAAGCAGCGCCGUUGGUCUGUGCAGUGUCUCUGACGUCAUCGGUGUAUGCAUAAGCCCUGCUAUUGUCUUACUGCUACAGCAGGGCUGGGGAUUGCGGUAUCCGCUGUUGCCGCUGCUCCCAGGCCUGCCCCUGCUGCUACCUAGUCCUGCCUCACUGCAUCCCAGAAGAGCCACGUUGGCUUGCCUUUCCCUAUUGGAUUUUCAAAAGCAGCUCUUCGGGUUUUGUGCUGUGGGAGACCUUGCUUUUCAAUCACACGGGAGGACACUGAAGCUUGUAAGAGGAGAAUCUGGCAGCUGGACACAGCUUGGACUGCAUUGUGUGUCUUCAUGACCCCUGCUGUGUAGCGGCCCAUCUUUUCACUCUCACACGUACACUCUCCUCGAUUUUAUUUCCUUCCUUUUUUUUUUUUCUUUCUUCUAAUUUUUUUAAAGCAGCCUCUGGAGCCAGCCAUGUUUGGCACUGAAUCUUCAUUGAGCAUGUUUUUGAACACAUUAACACCGAAGUUCUACGUGGCCCUGACAGGCACUUCCUCACUAAUAUCAGGGCUCAUUUUGAUAUUUGAAUGGUGGUAUUUUCGCAAGUAUGGAACAUCAUUCAUUGAACAAGUCUCAGUAAGCCACUUGCGCCCCCUCCUGGGAGGGGUUGACAACAACUCCUCCAACAAUUCUAACUCCAGCAAUGGGGACUCAGAUUCCAACAGGCAGAGUGUCUCAGAAUGCAAAGUAUGGCGAAAUCCACUAAAUUUAUUUAGGGGUGCUGAAUAUAAUCGGUAUACUUGGGUGACAGGACGAGAGCCUUUGACUUACUAUGACAUGAAUCUCUCUGCCCAAGACCACCAGACAUUCUUUACUUGUGACUCAGACCACCUGCGUCCUGCAGAUGCAAUAAUGCAGAAAGCCUGGAGAGAAAGAAACCCCCAAGCUAGAAUUUCUGCAGCUCAUGAAGCCUUAGAGAUAAACGAAAUUAGGUCCAGAGUUGAAGUUCCCCUAAUUGCUUCCUCUACCAUCUGGGAGAUAAAAUUGUUACCAAAGUGUGCGACUGCUUAUAUUCUCUUGGCUGAAGAGGAAGCAACAACAAUUGCGGAAGCAGAAAAGCUGUUCAAGCAGGCCCUGAAGGCUGGAGACGGCUGUUACCGGCGUUCUCAGCAGCUACAGCAUCAUGGAUCCCAGUAUGAAGCCCAACAUAGACGAGAUACUAAUGUCUUGGUCUACAUCAAAAGAAGGCUAGCAAUGUGUGCCAGAAGACUCGGGAGGACCAGGGAAGCAGUGAAAAUGAUGAGAGAUUUAAUGAAGGAGUUCCCCUUGCUGAGCAUGUUCAACAUCCAUGAAAACCUUUUAGAAGCUCUUCUGGAACUACAAGCGUAUGCUGAUGUUCAGGCCGUCUUAGCAAAGUAUGAUGAUAUAAGCUUACCAAAGUCGGCAACAAUAUGCUAUACAGCUGCCUUGCUCAAAGCAAGGGCUGUCUCUGACAAAUUCUCUCCCGAGGCUGCAUCUCGGCGGGGGCUGAGCACAGCAGAGAUGAAUGCAGUAGAGGCUAUUCAUAGAGCUGUGGAAUUCAAUCCUCACGUGCCAAAAUACCUCCUAGAAAUGAAAAGCUUAAUCCUCCCCCCAGAACAUAUCCUGAAGCGAGGGGACAGUGAAGCAAUAGCGUAUGCGUUCUUUCAUCUGGCACACUGGAAGAGGGUGGAAGGGGCUUUGAAUCUUUUGCAUUGUACGUGGGAAGGCACUUUUCGGAUGAUCCCUUAUCCCUUGGAAAAGGGGCAUCUGUUUUAUCCUUAUCCAAUCUGUACAGAAACAGCAGAUCGAGAGCUGCUUCCGUCGUUCCAUGAAGUCUCAGUUUACCCAAAGAAGGAGCUUCCCUUCUUCAUUCUCUUUACUGCUGGAUUGUGUUCCUUCACAGCCAUGCUGGCCCUCCUGACACAUCAGUUCCCAGAACUUAUGGGGGUCUUCGCAAAAGCUAUGAUUGACAUUUUCUGCUCGGCAGAGCUCAGGGACUGGAAUUGCCAGAGUAUUUUCAUGCGUGUUGAAGAUGAACUGGAAAUCCCACCGGCACCUCAAUCUCAACAUUUCCAAAACUGAACUCAUCACCCUCCUUUCCCACCACCAAAACCACUCCUCCUGUAUUCCUGACCUCCGCCCAUGGCACUGCCAUCCGCCCGGUUACUCAAGCCAGAAACGCAGCAGCCCUCCCGAGCUCCUCUCUCUCACUCCCCACAUCUUACCUGUCUCGGCCUCCACAGCGUGUCGGGUCUAACCUCCUAAGCCACUGGGCGUUCAGUAAAUGUAAUUCACCUCUUCUUCCCCUCCUUCCCUCCCCAUGGCCUCCUUCUCUUCAUUUAGGUCUUGUUUUUUCUUGCUUGGACUCCUCUGCAAGAGUCUUAACUGGUCUCCUGGCUUCCAGGUUCAUCCCCUGCCAGGCUUUCUCUCAUACUGACACAAGAAUGAUCUUUCCAAAUUGCAAGUCUGAGCAUGUCACUUCCCUGCUUGAAUUUCUCCAGAGGUUUCCCACAGACUUCAGGAUAAAGUCUCAGCUCCUUAGCAUGGUAUGCAAGGCCCUUCAUGAUCUGGCCUUGCUUGCCUCUGCAACCUCAUCUCUCCCAACUCUUGCACAGACACUGCUCUUAGGCCAUAGUGAAUUACUCACCACUCCCAGAUGCCUAGGCUCUUGUACACCCCAGUGCCUUUGCACGUGCUGUUUGCUGUGCAUGGAAUGCCCUUCCCCGUCACCACCCCAGCUUGUCCACUCUACUAACUCCUCUUCCUUCUUUUAUUCUCAGCUUUCUUUCUGAGUUUCUCCUAAGCUGAGUUAGAGGUCUCUCUUCUGUGAUUCCACAGUAUUCCAUGAAUACCAACAUUAUCACAUUUAUUGUACUAUAUUAUAAUUGUUGAAAACUUGUCUGUCCCCCUUUUAGAAUGUGAGCUCCUUGAGAGCAGAACUGUGUCUUCCUCAUCUCUGUAUCCCCAAAGCUUUGCACAGCACCUUGCACAUAGUAGGUUUUCAAUAAAUGAUUAUUAAAUAAAUAAAUGGUAGUGGUUUCUGCAGAAAGAAUCAAUGUAAAAAUCAGGUACAGUUUAGCAUUUCUCCUCCUCUUUUGUAAUUAUAGUCAUGGACUCUUAGAGUUGAAAAGGACCUUAAACAAAUUGCCUUCAGCAGUAAUGUGAUGGAGGUCAUCUAGACUCUUCUUGAAUACUCUCAAUGAUGGGGAACUCACCUACUUAACAUCAAAGCCCAUUUCAUUGUCCACUCUACUUCUUGCUUGGACUCCUCUGCAAGAGUCUUAACUGGUCUCCUGGCUCAGAUGUCUUCUUUACACAAUAAAAUCGGCCUCCCUCUAAUAUGCACCUGUUGUUCCUGUUCUGCCCUCCAAAACUAUACUCAACAAGUCUCCUUUUUGUAAAUUCUUAUGACAACUAAUAUAUUCAUGGCCACCUCUAACCUCUGACUAUUGGUAGAACAUCUCAAAUUUCCUUAAGUCUUCUGUACAUACCGUGAUUUUUAAACCCAGGAUGCUCUCUAGUUUAUGGACCUCUACUAUUCAUUAUUAUACCCCCAAGCCAACCUCUGAGUAAAAAUAGUUGCCAAAAUUCUGAAUAGAUUAGAGUUUAACUUAGUAAAAUUUAAAACAGGAAUAUAUUUACAACAUUAGACAAUUAUUCUUCCUCCUUUAAAUGUUCCUCUCUUAAACAGUUUUUAAAGCAUUUUUGUCCAAGUAUGUCAUUUUUCCAGUAUUCUUCAUUAAACAAGCAAUUAACACUUGGUGGGAGUUUCGGAUCAGAACAGACCUUUACAUAAAAUUCAUUUGGCCCCACCACCAGAAAUUCAGAAUCUUGAGUGUUAGCACCCAGAAAUCUGUGUUUUUAACAAGGAUUCCAGCAGGUUCUGAGGAUAGGGGUUGAGGACUGUAUGUGCUGCUAAGGACCUGGUCUGGAGCAAGCCAAGCGUUUGAGCGGCCGCUUGCCGGAACGGGGCGCACUGCCGGAGCCGUUGAGGUGAACACUUUUUAGGCAUCAGAGGUUUCCCCUGGCUGCACCUUGGACUGCUCUUAGGGGGCCUCCGAGUGACUGGUGGCUGCCCCCCUUCCCCCUUGGGGGAUGCUGACUUCUGCAGCCUGGGGUACAGCCUGGGCAUCCAAGUUUUCAGGUGAUUCAGGUUUGCCAGGGCUGCGACCACCACAUUGAAUGGAAGGACGAAUUGCCCGAUUGGGUCUUCUCUAGGAAAGGCUCCACUGCCUCCAGAAUUUCAGAGCGAUGUGUCCAUUAGGGAUCAUGUCAUGUUUCCAAAGCUUUGGUUUUGAGUCUAGAUCAGCUGAUUGAAUAAAAUAAUCAAUUUGCCUUACCGCGCUCAUUGCUUCUACUCUGCCAGGGUGUGGUUGUUUGGUCAGCUACUCAUAAUUUCCAAAUAUAGUUUAGAUAAAUUUGCUUUUAAACCUCUGUCUGGAAGAUCACAUUCAUCUUGCCCUUCCUGAAGGUUUAACAGUUUUCAAAAUGUCUAGAGAGCCUUCAUGGGGAAGGAAGAUGGAUGGCCUGAAGGAGACAGGCCCCAUCCCUCUCCUGCCCACCCUGUCCCCAGAGUCUUCCCCAAGUUUUCACCCGUCACUGCCGCAGGCCUUUCGAGAAGCCCCCUGCAGGUUAUCACCGCCACCCCAUAGGCUGCCCACAGCCAUUUGCAGCUUGUGAAAAUGACUUUCUCAGGCCUCGUGGAGAUAAUGUCCCUGGGAUAAUGACUCGUAGGAGAUGCAGAGAGAUUGCACUGCCACCCCCCAGGCUGCAUGCAGCUUGGGAACUCUCCAGUCUGUUUAUAUGUUGAUACGCAGCCAGUAAGGAAGCCCACAGCUAAGCGUGAGCCACUGGAGAAUAGUAAAAUGAGCAGCUUCAACUGGCUUCUCCCCCCCACUAAUCUAAUCUACCUCCAUGACUUAAGACUAACUCUUCCUCGAAUGUUUGGCUACCAAGAUAAGGUUGCUCAUAUAAAGAAGUUAUCAUUUCAAACCCAGCCCCUCGCAGAAUGUGGGAAGGUCAGCAUUUUGACCCCGUCAGCUUUGAAGGGCUCUGUCUUUCCUCCUCUGAUCUCUCUCCUUCACGGAGACUGAGCCUCCUGACUUCUGACUCUCGUCUUCACUUAUAGGCCUUGACCUCUUUGAAGUCUGAUAUUGAUUACAGUGAAAUGUCAAUUGUCUGAUUGCAAUAGGGCACCUGGAACUUAUUCAGAUAAGCAGAGGCAUUUUGAAUGUUAACGAAGCAUGUUGGGAGCCAUGACCUUCUCCUAAAUAAUGGUGUUUCAGGAAAAGGAGGACCAGGCGAUUGAAGUGUCACUCUCUCUUUUUUAUUAGUCCAGUUGCCUUUUCUCACCCUAAGGCACUGAUUGAAUCACGGUGCAUCUUGGACCGUGUAUCUCUGCCCUCUGGACAGAAGUUGUGGACAUUGAGAUAGAUGAGCUGUUCCCGGGCUGCCUGGUCUUGCUCAUUCAGACUUCACUUUUCAGGCAAUAAAUUUCCCAGGUCUGUGAGUGAAACUGCUGUUUCUCUGUGCAUUGGUUGAGUCUCUGGCCCAAAAGUAUUGACUGAUUUUCAAACAUGCAAAGAAGUAUAAAUGAACAUCCUAAGCAAGGCACAUUCCACCAAACAUUUUUUUUUUUAAUACCUUCUGAUGAAAGCCACUAACCUUUAUCUGGUUACUAAAUGAGAGGGCUUAUGGGCUUCAGAUGCCUCAUUGCAUUGUCUGCUUCUUCCCUGUGGGUGAAGGAUGAGGAAGAGGAUGCACGGAGGGGUGCUAAGGAGGAAGGUAGCUUACUAAUAAAAGGUGCAUAUCUCAACUCGGGUGCUGCAAGAGAAUUAGGAUCUUUAGGAAAAGUUUCUGGGGAUUCUUUUCUCGAUUCUCCCAAGGACAAAACACUCUAGAUGUGAGGGAGAACAGUACAUCGUCGCAUUUAUUGGAGGUGUUAGGACUUACUUCCUUUGUGGAACCUUAUUGAGAAGUGCACGUGAAGUCCAAGGAGGCAGGGCCCGCUGUGACUUGUUGGGCAGUAUGGGAAGAGGGGCAACUGCAGACAUCAAACAGGGCUAGAGAGUCCCCUCUUGAUUUUCAGAGGCCUCGCUUUUGUUCUUUUUAUGCAAGUCAGGUCAGUGCCCAAAACAAAGCAAACAAACAGGCCUUAUUUUGAACCAACUUUGUAACGACCUCUCCGUUCAUUCUGCUUCCCAAGUUGAGGCUCCUUGAUGUCCCCACAUGUAGUGAAUGAAAUUGCACAGAAUACAGACUUGGAGCAAUGCCUUUCAUCUAACUGCAGGGGCUCGGGCUAAUUCGGUAGUUCCUUACCCACUCCAUCACAGCUGCGAUGGUUCUGAAUCUGUUUUAGGUCAAGUCUUUAGGAUAUAAUAACUCCACCAGCAAUAUCGCCUUGUUCAGUGAGCCCAAUCUGACAACCCCUGUCAGAAUCUCUGAUUUAUCCAGACUACUAUAGCACCUACCUUCUCUUUACAGAACUAGGCAAAUGCUGUGUUUUAUGGAGCCUUGGUAGUCUCUGAUUACAAACAAAAUCUCGUAACUAGGAUUUUAAUAAACAAAUAAGCAAUCUUCUCAUAACUAGGUUUACAAACUUUCUCAACAAGCAGCUUGGGCAGUAAUUAUUCAUUUCUGGGCGAUAGGGUGAGCAUCCCAUGUGGUUCUGUGCACACAACAAAGGACAAUUUCAGGUUACCAGAAAUUGACACAUACCUAACACCCACUUGGCAUAAGAGCCAUCCACAUUUGCUCAAGUACUAACAUGGCUGCCUAUUUCUUUUUUUUUUUAAAGAUUUUAUUUAUUUAUUUGACAGAUUGAUAGCGAGAGUAGGAACACAAGCAGGGGGAGUGGGAGAGGGAGAUGGAGGCUUCCUGCUGAGCAGAGAGCCGGAUGCGGGGCUCGAUCCCAGGACCCUGGGAUCAUGACCUGAGCCGAAGGCAGACGCUUAACGACUGAGCCACCCAGGUGCCCCAUGGCUGCCUAUUUCUUAACUCCAAACCCAACUUGGCAUUCAGGGCCCUCCCCAGAGUUCUUCUGGUCACUUUUGAACUAUUAACUAUUCCAGCUAAGCUGAAUUACUUACUGCCUUCUGAUCAUACCACUUACUUUCCCAUUUCUGUUCCAGCUGUUUAUUGAGCCUGGAGGGCUCACCUCCUCAUAUUUCUUUCCUUCCCAUCCUUACCCCAUCUGUAUGUUUUGAUAUCCCAACCAUCCAUUGUGGUCUAUUUCACUUGCCUCAUUUUAAGUUUUUCUUGCUCCUUUCAACAGAAUGGAUUCUCUCCCUUUUCUGAGUCCUCCUGGUGCUUUCUUUGGGCUUUUAUCUUCCAUUCUAUGAUGGUCUAUCUGGUAUCAUUACUUCGCUGUGUGGAGGCCUUAGUGGCCACCUAUCCCUUCCCCUUGACCCUGGGCUUUGAGCUUCCUGACAAUGGGAGUUUUGUCCUAGACUCCUUUAUAUCUUAUCCAACACUUAGGUGCCUUACAGAGCAAAUAUAUUUAAUUUAUGUAAAAGACACAACAUGGGGAAGGAUUCCAAAUAUUAUACUAUCUUGAGUUUCCUUACACUAAUGUCACACUUAUUGGUCCAGCUAUAAUGUGUCGCAGAUCUUACAAUUAGUAUUCUACUGGUUCUUUUUUUUUUUAAGGUUUUUGUUUAUUUGUUUGACAGAGCACACACACGGAUGAGCAGGGGGAGGGGCAGAGGGAGAAGGAGAAGCAGGUUCCUCACUGAGCAGGGAGCCCCAUGCAGGACUCCAUCCCAGAACCCCAGGAUCAUGACCUGAGCUGAAGGCAGAUGCUCAACCGACUGAGCCACCCAGGCACCCCAGUAUUCUACUGGUACUUAAAAACAACAAAGAAGGAAAGAUUCUGAGGUCAAGUGAAUUUUGAAACUUGCUUAGCAUACCCCUUGAAGAUCUGAAAUCCACAGAACAUACGGAGGAACCUCUCUUAACUUCAUUAAAUAUACUAUUACUUUGACCUCAGAACCAUGGCCCCACCCCCCACCCCUAUGUAUUUACAUACUACACUAUACUCCUCUGGGAAAUUCUUGAUGGUGUAGACAAUGUUUUGUUGAGAACAAGGGAUUAGGACAAGACUCCAUAGUGUAAGGACCAGGUGUGGAACCCUAGCAAGAUAAUACCUUGGUUCUGAACUGACAGAGAGCAAGGAAACCACCCAAACAUCUCUCUCUCAUGUGGAGCUCUGUUAGGGGACCUCUUCUGCCAGAUGCUGGAUGAUUUGUGGAAUGAAGCUAAUUCUUCACGAGAACAUAAUCAGAACAAAUUUGAGAUGAUGUUAAAUGAGUCUCAGGCGAGGUACUUGGCACAGUUAAUGAGCAUUUUUCUCUACAUGAGAAGCAGAAAGGAAUUUAGAAACCAAAUGAAAGAGAUCCCAAAGAUCUCCUCAGAGCAGCCCUUCUUCAACAAGGACAUGCUAUCCACAGACUGGCCAGUUUGCUGUCCUCCCCUGGGCUCCCAUGAUGCACUCCACUAAGCAGGUAGUUCAGACAUGAGCAUGGGUGACAGAGGCAUUUGGGACACAAUGGAAUCCCAAAGCAAUUCACAACCAUAUAACAAACUUGACUUUUUAAAAUUGCCUUUUCCCCUUAAAGUGAGUUCUGUACCCAGCUAGGCAGGCAGGUGGUCUGAAGUGUCACAAUUUUUUAGCUCUUCUGCCUACUUGUCACCCAACUGUCAGUCCCUUUUGAUGGCACUAGUCAUCUGCAUGCACAGCCAGCAGAUCCUGAAGACGGAUCUGAAGGCCUGGGAACCGUGGGCCUGCUGUCAGGAAUGAAGGGGGCAGUCUGCAGCCCCUUCUCCCGCUUAUCUAUCACAGCUGGGGAGCGGGGGCUGGAAUGCAGGUGUGAUCAUCAACCUGUUUCCUAUAACAUAAAUACAAAAUUGUAGCCUUUGAGACUUUUAUAAUGCCAAGACUUAUAGGUUGGAAAGGUUCGUUCUGUAGUCUUGAAAGAUCUCUCCUGACUCUGUGCCUCUCUGUUUCU